AUGCCUUCUCCCACAAAAAUUCAUCCCACAACUUUGGUUACUAAUAUUAAAAUUAGUGUGUCAAUCCAACUUGAUGAAGAAGGCACCAACUUUCAUACUUGGGUUACUUUAUUCAAACUUCAUUGUCGGGCUCAUCUUGUGGAUGGUCACAUUCUUCCAGAUGACUCAUCUAAAGCAUCGGCUUCUAAAGAUUCCGAAUGGCAACGACUUGAUGACAUCGUUCGCACAUGGAUUUAUGGUUCUAUUAGUCCAUCCCUUCUCCAAUCCAUUGUUGGUUCCGAUGAUUGUGCUUUUGAUGGUUGGACUCGUCUUGAGAACAAUUUUCAAAAUAAUAAAACCUCCCGGAUUCUCCAUCUUGAGUCUCAAUUUAAUGAAAUUUCUCUUUUGAAUUUCCCCAAUGUCAAAGCCUAUUGCAACAAACUUGAAACUAUUGCUACUUCUCUUACUAAUCUUGGUGCUUCUAUCUCCGAUAAUCGAUUGGCUCUUCAAGUUCUUCAUGGUUUAAAUUCGGAUUAUAAAACCUUUUGGUCUUUGGUUCAACACAUGACUCCAAUUCCCUCUUUUGAUACUCUUCGUUCUAUGUUGGAAUUAGAAGAGCGUUCUAAUCAUAAAUACUCUUCUACCGCUUAA
Molecule: messenger RNA, 630 nt
Organism: Amaranthus tricolor (Joseph's coat)
Lineage: Eukaryota; Viridiplantae; Streptophyta; Magnoliopsida; Caryophyllales; Amaranthaceae
Exons: 1
Coding region: 1-630 (209 amino acids)
Source: RefSeq, a predicted model, not a curated record